AUGACCAUGCAAGUCUACGCCAGUAGCAUACAUCAGUUUCAACGUAAGAUCUCCCAGCAUCAGAAGAAGAAAUGGCAGGAGAGCCAAAAGCAGGGUGCCUGGUUUGGUCCCACGUCGGAGGAACCAAAUCAGAUUCGAUAUGCCGGUAUCACCGCAAAAAAGAUCGACGAGCAUAAUCUCACCAUCGUCAUCGCCGUCCGAGACGUCGUCUACCCGCUAGACUUUCUGGAGCACCACUUCCAUGUCCCCGAGCGGAAUCUUGAUACCAGUAUCACCGAUUUCGUGCUUGAGCAGCUUCGAAAAUACAGUGCAAAUCAUACGGAGAAGUUUGUGGGCGCUUGUCUCACAACGGAGCUGACGGAGAAAUGUCCGCGACUAGCGCCGCGUCUCUGGUUGGAGCUUGACGUGAUGCCGUUGGUUAUACCACAACGCGAUGCAUUGGGCGGUCGGUACGAGCAAGAGGCUCCCUGGGAGACCAGAGAGGCGGAUGAACAGGCAGAAUAUCUGGCGAUGAAAUGCGUGAGGUUGUUUGGUCCAAAUAAUAUACCCCUGCUGCAAGUGGGAUUCCGUGGUCUGGUCGAGGUGGAUUCAGGAUUCCUGAUGCAUUUUGCAACACUCGAAGACUAUCGACGCACCUCCAGUGAAGAGACGUGGGUUGCCUUGGAACAUUUCGCCGCGCGGGUCCGCGAAAAACGAGUGCGAAUUGCCAUCUUCGGCGCAACGCCGCAAGGAGGGGGUGUGGCGCUGAUGCGACAUGCCUUUCUGCGCCUGAGCCAGCUCCUGGGCCUAGAUAUCCAAUGGUACGUUCCGCAACCACGUUCGGGGGUCUUUCGCAUUACCAAGAUGAAUCACAACAUCUUCCAAGGUGUCGCAAAACCCGACGAUUAUCUCUCAGCAAGCGAUGAGGAGACCCUGCGCAAAUGGGUCAGCGUGAACAGUCAACGGUCCUGGUCGACAUCUGGGGGACCGCUCGAUCAUCCUUCCCACGGCGGCGCGGAUAUUGUCGUAGUCGAUGACCCGCAACUCACUGAUUUGAUUCCUAUCGCAAAGGAGAAGGCCCCCAGUCGUCCUGUGAUCUUCCGCAGCCAUAUUCAGAUCCGGACUGAUCUAACUUGUACACCGGGUACACCCCAGGCUCGAUCGUGGGACUGGCUAUGGCAGCGUGCAAAACAGGCGGAUGUGUUUGUCAGUCAUCCAAUUUCGGAGUCCAUCCCGCCAACUGUGCCGAAGGAAAUGGUGGCUUAUUCCCCCGCAUCGACGGAUUUGCUGGAUGGUUUGAAUAAACAGAUGGAGGAUUGCGAUACCGCAUACUAUGGCCGGUUAUUCAACCAAUGGUGCCACAAGACAGGAGUGCCCAUGGUCAACUACCCGGAUGAAGAGUACUUUGUCCAGAUUGCGCGGUUCGAUCCGUCCAAGGGCAUCCUCGACGUCCUGGACUCCUACGCCAAGUUCCAUGACCGUCUGACAAAGUCAAUGCCCGAGGCCAAGAUCCCCAAACUAGUCAUCUGUGGGCACGGGUCGGUGGAUGACCCCGACGCCAGUGUUAUGUUCGACACGACCAUGAGCCACAUCCAUGAAGAGAUGCCGCAACUUGCGGACAAAAUUGCUGUGGUACGUGCGAGUCCCUCUGAUCAGGUGCUCAACGCCAUCUUGUCCAAAUCCAAGGUGGUUCUUCAACUCUCCACCCGUGAAGGGUUCGAAAUCAAAGUUUCGGAAGCUCUCCACAAGGCUAAGCCGGUGAUAGUCACCCGUGUGGGAGGACUACCCUACCAGGUCACAGAUGGCGAGACGGGAUUUGUCGUCGACAUGAACGAUACAGACCGAGUGGCAGAAUGUCUCUACAACCUGUGGACAGACGAGGAGUUGUAUGCCAAGAUGCGGACCAAUGCCCCCAGGUCACUCAGCGACAAUGUCACCACCGUCGGCCUUGUCAGUUCAUGGCUGUAUCUAAUCUGGAUGCUGUUUGAGAAUCCUUCGUGGAGACCAAGAAACCAAUUGCUUUCCGAUCUCAUGUUGAAAGACCUGGGCUUGGCCUCGGGUGGUUCAUGA
This is a messenger RNA of Aspergillus clavatus NRRL 1, 2049 nucleotides long. RefSeq names its product glycosyltransferase. The transcript is spliced from 3 exons. The record is from RefSeq and is a predicted model, not a curated record. NCBI's taxonomy places the organism in Eukaryota, Fungi, Ascomycota, Eurotiomycetes, Eurotiales, Aspergillaceae. The coding region runs from base 1 to 2049 and encodes 682 amino acids. Gene Ontology annotation, molecular function: glycosyltransferase activity.